Messenger RNA from Drosophila busckii, 1289 nucleotides. Its product is annotated as ketimine reductase mu-crystallin. The coding region runs from base 200 to 1237 and encodes 345 amino acids. The record is from RefSeq and is a predicted model, not a curated record. NCBI's taxonomy places the organism in Eukaryota, Metazoa, Arthropoda, Insecta, Diptera, Drosophilidae. The transcript has 2 exons. Gene Ontology annotation, molecular function: hormone binding. Gene Ontology annotation, cellular component: cytoplasm.
CCGUUGAAAUUUGAAUUUGAAUUUGAAAGCUUGCGCUCAUUAAUCGAUAAGCCGUUCGAGCACUGUAAUGUUAAAAAUAACAUUGCUAUGUUAGUAUUGAGAACGACUGUUAAUCGAAAUUAAGCGAAGAUAAGCAAUUUAAACUUACGAUCAGCUGUGCUUAUAGUAUAUCUUUGAAUUAAAUUACAGCUCAGCCAAAAUGGAACCAGUCUAUUAUAAUGCGGAUGCAGUGCGUCGUGUGCUCAGCUGGCCGUUGGUCAAUGAUGCAGUGGAGCAGGCACUCAAAGCAGUAAUCAAUGUAAAGCAGCCAAAUGAAGCUGGCGCCUAUGUAGAUCAACCCGCACGCAUUGUGACAAAAGCAGAUCCGUCCAAGCUGCUGCUUGCCAUGCCCGCCUUUGUGGGCAACUAUAAGCUGAGCGGUGAAGCCAGCUCAACCAACAGCUUGGCCUGCAAGCUGGUGACGUCAUUUAGCAGCAAUCAGCAGCGCAAGCCACCGCUGCCCAGCGUAGCAGCACAUAUAAUGCUCUUCGAUGUGGACACAGGCGAACUGUCAGCGAUUAUGGCGGGCACAGACAUAACCACCUGGCGCACUGUUGCAGCUUCCAUCGUAGCAACCAAGUAUUUGUACUUGCGUCGCUUUGCCGAGGAGCGUGCGUUGCAUGUGGCAAUUGUGGGCUGCGGCGUGCAGGGUCAGCUGCAUGCUCGGGCCAUGUGCGCAAACUUUAAAGUGCAGCAGCUGAGUCUUUACAAUCGCACCACAGCGAAGGCCACACAAUUGGCCAAGCAGCUAGCCGCUGAGUUUGCCCAAACGCAAAUUGAAGUUUGUGCCACAGCGGCUGAGGCAGUGCAGCAGGCAGAUGUCAUAUGUGUGGCCACCUAUGCGGACGUGGCGCUCUUUGCUGCAAAGGAUUUGCGUGCCAGUCGCGCUGUGCAUAUUAAUGCUGUGGGUGCUGGCGAAGUGGCUUUUGGCGAGAUUGCAGCCGAUAUCUAUGCGGAAUCCUUGGUGUACGUGGACAGCAUGGAGAAUGCAGCAAAGGAGCUGCAAGAUCUGCCUGCGCCCAUAGUCGCUGCUGUGGGUUCUGUUAUACUGCAACAAAAUUAUCCAGCAGCCAAUGCACUCACCAUAUUCCAAUCCAUGGGUAAGCACAUACUCUCUCUCUCUCUCUUUCUCCUUGACUCACUCACUUACUUCCGCAGGGAUGGCUUCCGAAGAUGCCUGCGUCGCCGAAGCAGUUAGAAGAGCACUCCAAAAAAAAAAUACACUUUGAUGGUUUCCAUUAGCAAUUAAA